Messenger RNA from Spodoptera littoralis (African cotton leafworm), 2686 nucleotides. NCBI's taxonomy places the organism in Eukaryota, Metazoa, Arthropoda, Insecta, Lepidoptera, Noctuidae. The record is from the annotation of a GenBank genome assembly.
CUGAAUUUUGCAUCCGAUUGCAAAUACCAGAGGGAACUAACAGUACGAUUUCGUUAUCUGUGGUCGGCUCUAUGAGUGACGACCCCAACACUGCGACUGCUGCACCCUAAAAACUACUUGUAAUAUCAAAUUAAUAUUUUUAUUGAAUUGAUUCAUUUGAUAGUUGGUAUUAAUAUUUUAGAGAUUUGUAUAAUGUUUCUGAUAAUUAGUGUCAAUAUCGUCCAUUACUGAAAAGCGUAUAUAAAAUAAAAUUACUUGUUAGUUUGGGAUUUCUUGUGUUUGGUUGUAGCCAGAAUGUCUACCAACUACACAGACUCUGUGAAUAAGUUUGGCAAAGAUGCUGCUCGGGCUGCGUGUAAGAAGUGCGGUUACGUUGGGCACCUUACAUUCCAAUGCAGGAACUUUUUAAAGGUCGAUCCUAAUAAAGAGAUUGUGCUGGAUGUUAGCAGUACGAGCAGUGGUACUGAGGAGGAGGACAUUGCUACACCACUGCAGCGGCUCCAAAAAGCAGAACAGCGACAGAAGUUGCAAGAGAAGCUGCAGAAAGCCAAGAGGAAGAAGAAUAGCAAAAGUAAAAAGAGGAGGAUGUCUCGGUCACCUAGCACCUCUUCAACAACUUGUUCCACCUCAACAACCAGUACAUCUACAUCAUCUACAUCCAGCAGCGAUUCAGAGAAAGAAAGCAGGAAAAGGAAACACAAGAAACAAUCUAAGAACACUCAUUCAAAGAGGGCUCUGGUCUAAUCAGCAAAUGCUUCUCAGUCAACAUUGUUUUAACAGCUUUGAAAAUCUAUGACUGUCCAUCAUUCAAUUUCAAAUAUUAUUGUAGGUACAUGUCCUUAAAAAAAAAGAACAGCAAAAUACCACUUAUUGUGACUUGCUGUAAGACUUACAAAUGUCAUUUCUGACUCAUUACUUACAGUGUCAGAAAUGAACUAAUGUCAGAAAUGAUAUUAGUUACACCUUAGUUUGUAAGUAAUUAUGAAUUGAGUAUUAUUAUUAUACAAAUGAUAUUAGUCAUUCUUAACUCUCAAUUCAAAAAUGGGGUAUAAAUAUUAUAAGUUUAACAUGGGUCUGUGUAUUCUAGUCAUUUUUAAAUUGAAAAGAAAAAAUGUAUUACUUUAUUAUUUCUGUGAUAAAAAAUCGACUAAUUAUUUUUUAAUGGUAAUAACCUACAAUCACCUUUUAAAAUAUUGGUGAACUUUUAGUUUUUAAUAUCCACAAUCAGCCCAUCAAUCGACAAUGGUUUUAUUACACCAUAAAUUAUUAUUUAUUUCAUUAAUAAUCUACAUGUAAUUAAUUAAUCAUAAAUUAAUGUGUUGUGUGACUAUAUACAAAAGAAAAUUAAUGACUUCUCAUUCAUAUUAUAUUUAACAAUUUUAAUGAUAAGGAAGUGUUUAAUGUGUAAUUGAUAAAAGAAAACACAUUCAAGUAAGUGUCUAUAAUGUAAUGGCUAAAUAUAAAAUAUAUCUAUAUACAACAACAACAACUGAUUUACCUUUACUAGGAACUGAGAUAUAACUUUACAUAACAUAAUAUAGAUUACAUAGGUAUGUAUGAUAUAUGACAUAUUUCAUAUAAACAUAAGUAACGAUUGUAGUUUGGUAUCUUAACCACCUCUCUGAAUGUUAUAUGUUGGUUGAUGUGAUUUGUAGCCUUAAUAAAACUAUUCACAUCUCUGGUAAAUGUUUCUCAAUCCAAUCCUUGAUGAGCCUGACUCCUCGUCUGUUUAACGAGUGUCCCAAUCUCUCCAUUAUAUGGAACUCUCCUUGCACACCAUGUUCCUUGAGUAAAUUAAAUGUAUCCUUCGCCCAUGACAAAUCUACCAAGUCAUCAAUAUCACCGUGUAUUUGAAGUAAAGGUGGCAAUUUCAUUCCUUUUACUUGUUUGACUUCAUCAUACACACAUGAAUUAUCGUUUAAAAAUGAGCUGAAGGCAAAUGCUGCAGCUAUGUUACGAUCCCAUCUAUAAGCAGAAUGCAAAGCAAGUGCGCCACCCAUUGAAAAACCACCAAUUAUUAUUCUGUUACUAGGAAUUCCAGCAUCAUUUUCUUUUUUUAUGAGAUUUUUUACUUCUGUUUCUAUUUGUGCUAUAGAUUGUAACUUUUCUGGCACAUUAAUAUUUAUAUCAGCCCGAUCAAACCAAACAUUACUCAUUUGUCCACCUGCAGGAGUGUAUGCCUGCAGUGGUGCAGUUGGAUACAAUACUUUAAUAUGUGGAAAUGAAAAAUUUGCCACCAUGAGUCUCACCCAUUCUUUCAUAUCAGCACCACAGGAUCCUGAACCAUGGAAAAAGAUAACUGUUCCUGUAUGUUUCUGCCCGGUACAUUGGGUCAAAUGUAAGGCACCAAGUCUUGACAUCUUAGUUUGUGUUUGAUAUUAAUUUUGAUCAGACUGUAGUAUGAUUUAUAGGGAAUAAAAUAGGUUACUUUUUAUUUCGUUUCUUUCAGGAAUUCAGCCAAUUAUUCAAGAUCGAUUUAGGACAUGGAAGAAGUCACGUAUACAGUUUGUCUAUUUAUUAACUUCCCCUUACUGUUUAUUAUUAAUGAAAAAAAUGUUUGAGGAACUAUAACUAUCUCUAAAGAGUUAAUCGUCACAUAAUAAAAAAAGAAUAACUGUAACUCUGUUAGCUGACUGACAGCUGCCAAGCUGUCAUUGCCAUUGCCAUGCCAUGUAGUGAGGAGGGA